CAGUAUAUAUAUCUCUAUCUUCUUUCAUGUAUUUUUAAAAAGAAAGAAUUCCACCCACAAACAUAACAUAAAAACCAUUCCAAUUUUUAGUUUUUUCAAUCAAAUACCAUUAUAACUAUAAUAAAUAAGUUAACUUACAGAUUUUGUGUUCUCAAAGAAAAUUGGAUCAGUUUCCAUGGAAUUUUGGAGGUCUAAAGAUCUGUUAUUUUAUCAAACGUAGGCUAAUGGAGAAUGUGAAAGACAAUGAAAUCGAUUUAGGGCUUGCUCUUGGUAUUGCAAUCCGACGUGUCGAGUCCUGUAGUAAUAAUGGUGCAGGUGCAAAUGCAAACUCGAGGUCCAGAAUAGGAAUAGAUACAAUCGUUGAAACACGUCCCUUAACUGAGUUAGUUUGGUCUAGGCACAAAGGUUUAAGCAUCAAAUGUGCUGGCUGCAACAGUUGUGUUGCUGACAUGAAGCCUUGUAUAUUAAGUCCAGCUGUGGUGGAGGUUUCACCAACUCAAGACCAUGAAAAACAUGUGAUUGAGAAUCACUCCGCAGAAGUAUGUCAUUCAGUCAAAUCCACUCUUGCCCCUCUUUUGGGAUCAAAUCUUUGUCACGCAGACGAAAAUGUUGGUGAAAUGAAAUGUGUCCCUUCCUUUAAAAUGGAGAAUUCUAAUAAGGGCAAGGAAAAGGUGUGUAUGAGCGGUUCUAAGAGCAUUCUAGUUGACAACAAUGUGGCUGGGACAAGUGGAGGUCCCAAAAACCGAAGAACUGCUGAUCUUUUACCACUAUUAGCUACUGAGCCUGAAAACAUUGGAUUGCCUUUGAAAGUGCAAGAUGUAAGAGAAAGUGCAUGUCCACUGUCCGAUUUACAAAAAGAAGGCAGCAGCUAUAGUGCCCCUACUGAGAAGAUUGAAGGAACUGCUGAAAAUGAUGUGAUUGUUAAAGAUGUUCUCUCGGAGAAUAGCAGAAGAUGUGUUGAAGAUUUAUCAAGAGAUGAAGAAGGGAGUAUGGAAAGUUGCAACAGUGCUAAUUUAAUGUCAAAAGGGAGCAAGAGAUUGAGGUUCGAACAACCGUUGAUUAUUGGAAGUAAAAGACUCAAGCAAAGCAGUCAACAAUAUCCGGUGGUCAAACAAGAUAGUUCUUUUAUGAACUGGAUUUCAAACAUGGUUAAAGGUAUAAGACCGUAUCAAGAAGAAGAGGGUCAUCCAACUGUUGACCAUGAUAAAACGUCGAACAUUGAGAACAAAAGAUUAGGAUUCCAAACAGUUUUUAAGUCUGCUAAUUCACAAGAUGCUAAAGGACUUGAACCAAAAACACAGAUAGAGAAUAAUAGCAAGGCUUCCAAAGAAAUCAUCUUGUUUGGAAAAACACCUGUAGAUGAUCACUUGAACCAAAAAACCUUUAGAAACUUGUGGAUAACUCGCCUUUCUCCAAAACCGGCUUCCACUGCCUUAACUUCAAAUAACAGCUUAGAGCUGAAAGCCACCCAUGAUGCUUCUGUUGGCUCCAAACAGUUCAUGAAACCUGUAGUAUUAACUUCUGUGUACGAUACAGAUGUUGUCAAAGACGCCAGGCCUAUCACAACUCACUCUAAUAUAACUUGUGCUGUCUGUGGCAAAAUGGGUCACGAGUUACGUGAUUGUUUACAGACAGAUGAGAAUACUAAUGUUUUCUUCAAGAAGAAGGUAUCAAGAUUAAAUGAAGUUCCAAAACAAAUUUCUCAAAGUUCUGAAAAUAACAAGUUGUUGAAAGAAGAUAAGAUCCUCAGAAUACCAAAAGGGAUGUUUGAUACCAUUCGAAGGCUUAGAUUAUCUCGAACAGAUAUUCUCAAAUGGAUGAAUUCCCGUUUACCAAUCGCAAACUUAGACGGAUAUUUUCUACGGUUGAGGCUUUCAAAAUGGGAAGAGAAAGUAGGGGAAGCAGGGUACUAUGUUGCUUGCAUUAUAGAUGAAAACCCGUCAAAAGGGACUAAGAAGCCAAUCCGGGUCAGUGUUGGAGGGGUCCAAUGCCUAGUUGAAAGCCGAUACAUCUCUAACUGUGAUUUUCUUGAGGAUGAACUCGUAGCAUGGUGGCAGACAACAAAGACAAACGGACGAGGUAUGAUGGAAGAAAACUUGACCUCGAAGCUGGAGGAGAGGAAGAAAUUGGGGUUUUAGUUUAUCAUGAAUACAAUUUAUGUAAAAAAGUUUUUAAGUAAUAAUCCGUCUUUUUCAUUUGGCAUGUAAACUUUCCUGUUUCUCUACAACAUUCAUCAUAAUUGUAAAAUCAAGUAGAGUCAAUUUUCAAA
Erigeron canadensis is the source of this 2269-nucleotide messenger RNA. RefSeq lists its product as uncharacterized. Gene Ontology annotation, molecular function: zinc ion binding; DNA binding. NCBI's taxonomy places the organism in Eukaryota, Viridiplantae, Streptophyta, Magnoliopsida, Asterales, Asteraceae. The coding region runs from base 225 to 2138 and encodes 637 amino acids. The record is from RefSeq and is a predicted model, not a curated record. The transcript has 7 exons.